Pseudoliparis swirei is the source of this 1149-nucleotide messenger RNA. RefSeq names its product E3 SUMO-protein ligase ZBED1-like. Gene Ontology annotation, molecular function: protein dimerization activity. Lineage: Eukaryota; Metazoa; Chordata; Actinopteri; Perciformes; Liparidae. The coding region runs from base 9 to 890 and encodes 293 amino acids. The record is from RefSeq and is a predicted model, not a curated record. The transcript is spliced from 5 exons.
CUCAAAGCAUGGAGAGAUUCUGCGAGCAGUUUUCUGCCAUCCAAGCUGCAGCAAUAGAACCACGGCUUAGAAAACCCAUGGAAAAGGAGAAACUGGCCAAAAUGGGCAACGAGGACUUGAGGAAGGCAGAGGAGUUUGUGCUGCUGAUGCGCAAGCAUUACAUGUCCACACUCGCUGUCUCCUCUGACAAAAGUCCAACCUGUGGCCAGAUACUGCCUAUCCUCCAAAAGUUGGAGGCACAUUAUACAGUGCAGGAAGAGGACUCUGCAUUCGUGAGGAGCGUUAAAGUGAACAUUUGGAGCGAUCUCUCAAAACGCUACCAGGAUGCUGAUGUCAAGGCAUUCCUGGAGGAGGCCACCGUGUUAGACCCCAGAUUUAAAACAAAACUGGAUAGGGAAGAGAUCUGGGACAGGGUCAGGGAAGCAGCAGUGGCAGCAAACUCGGAGGCAGCUGCAAAUGAGUUGUCAGAGCAAGGAGAGACACAGAGGCAGGGGGAUGAAGAGGAGGAAGAUGAUGACUAUACACCAGCCAUAAAGCAGAGUAAAAGGACAGCCUUGGAGGAACUCUUUGAAGAGGAGGACCGUGAGCUGCAGUCCCUGCAACAACAGCAGCUCCCUGAGUCCAUGGCCCAGAGAGUCCAUCAAGAGGUCCAGCUGUACAGAAGUCUGCCCUCCAUCCCCUCUACAAAUCACGCCACCCUUUGGUGGUGGCACAAGAGAGACACUUUACCCCUGCUGUCAGGUUUGGCUGAGUCAUAUCUUUGUGUUCAGGCAUCCUCCACCCCAUCUGAGAGAGUGUUCUCCACGGCUGGAGACACAAUAAGUCCCGAGAGAUCACGUAUCCUCCCGGAGAAAGCAGACAUGCUUAUAUUUCUGCACAAGAAUUGUUAAUGAUGGUUGCACACUUGGUAUUUGCCACUGCUCGUUUCAUUUUUGGCAGCUCAGUUCUUGUUAAUAUACCCUUUAAAAAAAAGGAAGGAGCACUUUAAUUUCUAGUUUAAAUUAAACAGAAUACAUUUUAUUUAAGUUAUGUAAGUUUUAUUUUAAGUUCAAGAGUAAUAUCGUGUAAAUGUUUUUGGUUAUUUAAAAAAAGUAAAUGUAUAUGUAUACAUACUGUGUGUGUGCAGCAUUAUAUAAAAGAAAAUGUAUG